AAGACCUUUGCAGUUGCAGCACCUCCGUUACUCCGGUCUGGCCGUCUCCUCCCCCGCCGUUUAUAAAUGGAGGCGAGCAGCCACACGGCCACCCCAGUACAAACGCAUUGCUCGCUGUGCUCUGCUGUGCCGUGUCCUCUCUGCUCCCACCCCCGCCCCAAAGCGCUCCGACGCACCCGCCGCCGCCGCCGCCUCUUCAGCACGCUCCUUUCCGUUCCGCAGCAUGAAGCGCCUGCUCCGGAGGCUCUCCCGCGUGGCCGCGGCCGACGCCGGCGACGCCGCCGCGUACCAGCCGCUCCGCGCGGCGCCCAAGGCCGCCGCCGCGGCGGCGGCCUCCGGCGCGCGGCUCCUGGGCGGCGGCGCGCGCGUGCCGGAGGGCCACGUGCCGGUCUGCGUCGGCGAGGAGGGCGGGACCGUCGAGCGCUACGCCGUGCGCGCCGAGCUCCUGGGCCGCCCCGCCUUCGCCGCGCUCCUCCGCCGCGCCGCGCAGGAGUACGGCUACUGCCACCCCGGCGCGCUCCGCAUCCCCUGCGCCGUCGCCGACUUCCACGACCUCCUCCUCCAGCUCGCCUACCCCUCCGCCGACCACGCCGACGACGAGGCGGCGGUCUGCUACAGCUAGACGCCGCCGCACCGGCGGCAUCCCCACCCCGCCGGCGCCCUCCCCGGCCCGCCCUUGCCAUCCUGGGGAGAAACAAUCGCGGAGGGGGGGCGUAACUGAGAUUUGCCCCCACGGUGCAACGGUGGCGCCGCCGGUGUUCUUACCGAUUUGCCCCUGCGUGGGAGGCCUGUACAUACGGAGGAUGGGGGUGCGACGGGGAUUUCGCCCUCCGCAUUUUCUCCUGCAGCUGGACAGUUUUAGUACCUGCUGUCUGGUAGGAAUUAGGGGAAACUUUCCUUCUUUUUCUUUCUCCUUCUCCUUCUCCCUCCCGUGUUUUUGGGUGCUCGUCUAGAUCUAGCUGUGGCAGCCUGGCUCCUAG
This is a messenger RNA of Panicum virgatum (switchgrass), 980 nucleotides long. Its product is annotated as auxin-responsive protein SAUR71-like. The coding region runs from base 224 to 622 and encodes 132 amino acids. Gene Ontology annotation, biological process: response to auxin. Lineage: Eukaryota; Viridiplantae; Streptophyta; Magnoliopsida; Poales; Poaceae. The transcript has a single exon. The record is from RefSeq and is a predicted model, not a curated record.